CGUCAUCUUCCGCCUUCUGCACAGUCACAUGUGUGGCGCCUGUUUAGUUUUACUUCCGCGUUUGAACAGAAACCGUUAAAUCCUUUCAAUAAUGCAAGCGUUUUAAUGCCAUUAUAGUCAGACGUUUGGUUUUUCAAUGUGUGAUCGUCGAUACCAGCGGAUACUUUGACGUUAUGUCGUUAAGUGUUGUUUAAAAUCACCAACGCGACAGUUUGGGAAAGAGAAGAUCCCAGGCUGGCUGGACACAACUAGACAGCUAAUUAAGAUCUUUACUUUUAUUUAUCUACAGUAAACAAGGUCAUAGGAAUUCCGAAAGUGCCUGAAAGUCAUGUUGCUGUCUCUGAGAACAAUUGCUCCUCUUUUCAUACUACUUACUGGAGUGCAAGCUGCGUUCAUCACGGACAACUGCAAGCUGAUUUCAGAUAGCGAGUCUGAGAAAAAUGCACUCCAUUUACUGGAGCCUCUAACCAAUCAAACCUUCACCACGGAAGGAAAGGAGCAGGAUUACUCAUAUAUUUUUCAGGUGUGUGGAGAUGCUGGUGGAUUAAAGGAUGCAGGUCUUGUGCAGAAAGAAAAAAAAGGAGAAAAACUGGUCCGAAUUGGGAACUACACCAAAACACGUGCUAUCAGAGGAAGUGACUGGGUUCUGCUCUUCUAUGAAGGGGGAGAGAAUUAUGACACCCACUGUUCACAAGAGCCAAGAAGAGCAAUGAUUAUGAUUUCAUGCAGCACAAGCACAAAGAAUGAAUUUACAGUGGUUUUGGAGGACAAUCAGAAGCAACAGGACUGUUAUUACCUGUUUGAGCUGGACUCCAGUGCGGUCUGUCCUCUAAUCCCAUCCAAACUCAGUGCUGGCUCCAUAUUCCUUAUAAUUGUACUCUGCUGCCUGGCUGUGUAUCUCACUGGUGGAUUCCUCUAUCAGCGACUGGUAGUUGGAGCCAAGGGAGUCGAACAGUUCCCUAACUAUGCCUUUUGGUCAGAGAUCGGCAACUUAAGUGCUGACGGAUGCGAUUUUGUCUGUCGUUCUCGUGGCAACAGAGAGGAGCCACCCACAUACAGAGGUGUAGGUACUGACCCACUUGGGGAGGAGCCAGAGGCAAGGGAUGACCACUUACUUCCCAUGUGAUCAAAUCACAUCAGCCAAUGAGAAGAGGCUGAGCAGUUAUUAUACGGUUUUGGAUCCCAAAGAAAGAGAUUCAGUUUAGCAGGCAUGUUCCUAUUUCAGAAGUGCUGCUGUUUUUUGUUUUGUUUUGCUUUUUUCAAAAAAAAAUUUAACUUCCCAAUGGCAUUCAUUCUUUAUCUUUUAAAUUGCUGAUUUGGUGUUUGUUAAAUGUAAAAGUUUGCUAACUUGUUUUCCAAAAUCCAAAAACCCACAAUUAUAUUUGCUGAUUAGAUAUUAA
This is a messenger RNA of Carassius carassius (crucian carp), 1400 nucleotides long. Its product is annotated as cation-dependent mannose-6-phosphate receptor-like. The record is from RefSeq and is a predicted model, not a curated record. Gene Ontology annotation, cellular component: Golgi apparatus; trans-Golgi network; endosome. Gene Ontology annotation, molecular function: protein domain specific binding. The transcript is spliced from 7 exons. Gene Ontology annotation, biological process: protein targeting to lysosome. NCBI's taxonomy places the organism in Eukaryota, Metazoa, Chordata, Actinopteri, Cypriniformes, Cyprinidae. Bases 329 to 1126 code for a protein of 265 amino acids.